AUGGCUUUUGCAGCCCAUACCCCCGAGGCUCUUCUGCCCAGAUCCGACUCGAAGAAUCCAGCGACUACGUGUAAAGGGAUUACUGCCAAUGGAAGACCCUGUAGAAGGUCUCUCGGGUCUUCACCGGCAUCGUCCCCGGGCCCUUCUCCCCUGAAAGGUCGGGGCGUCCUUGCUGUGCUUCGUGAAGAACAAGAUGAUGGAAAUGCAGCGGCAGCAUUCUACUGCUGGCAACACAAAGAUCAAGCGGAGAAGAUGGCCAACAGCGAGCAGAACCAUACUGAGCUGUUCCCGCUGCAAGAGAGAACCAGCAUUGACACGCUUGUGGACCGCGUUGGAGUAAUGAACCUUGAGGAAGACCUUGCGCCAACAGCGACACGUCAGAAGCGGAAAAAGAAGAGAAAUGGCGCUUCAACAGCAAGGCCAAAGCUACCAUCUGAUUGGCAACAUAUGCAGGGACCACUGAUGAGCGUCCCCAGCGAUAUGUUGAGCCCGGCCGCGCACCCGAAGCAACAACGGCGAACGAAGCAACCUAGGUCAAAUGUUAAAGCCUCUAUACUUUGCUGCGUGAGAGACGUGGGCGAUGACGAACAAUCGUCGUCUUCUCACCACUCCCAAGAUGCAAGCAAUGUACCGCCAAACCGUGUCGUCGAGAUUACGCAGAAUAACAUGGUGCCUGCCGUGCAGCCUGCUAGGCUAUCAGCACAGACUCCUUCGCCAAUGUCACAACGACCCAACCCGUCGACACCGGAUCGAAGAUCAGCUCUUUCGCCUGGCCUGCGCACCCCUACAACGCCAACACGGCCAAGCAUGCUCACUACACCCCAAUCCACUGGCUCGCAAACCCAGGGCCUGUUGUCCCUUCUCCCGCCUCAUCUCUCUCCGCAGACAACAUCGAUCCUCCUGAACGAGCUCUCGAAGCCCAUCUCGGCCGCCGACGCGGAAGGCUACAUCUAUAUGUUCUGGCUGACCCCCGAAUCCGACAGCUCCAAACCGGAUGAUGACGCUGCCUCUGACCUCCUGGAGGCGCCUACAGCUUCCCAACCACAGAGCAGGCGCAAAAGCGACGUCCUCCAACGUUACGCCUCGCAACGAAGAGGACCCACCCAACCAAAGACCGUCCUCCUCAAGAUCGGCCGAGCAGAAAACGUCCACCGCCGCUUAAGCCAGUGGUCCAAACAAUGCUCGUAUAACAUCACCCUGAUCAGAUAUUACCCGUACAAACCUUCUAGAAGUCCUCCGCAGUCUGACCGGUCCGUUCUACCGAGGAAAGUGCCGCAUGUGCAUCGCGUAGAAAGACUGAUUCAUGUUGAGCUGUCGGAGAAGCGCGUCACCGAGCAGGGUGCCUGUGAGAAUUGUGGGAGGGAGCAUCGUGAGUGGUUUGAGGUUGAAGCGAGUCGGGAGGGGUUGAGGGCUGUUGAUGAGGUUAUCAGGAGGUGGGUUGGGUGGGCGGAGGGGCUGGAAUAG
Messenger RNA from Endocarpon pusillum Z07020, 1464 nucleotides. RefSeq lists its product as uncharacterized. Lineage: Eukaryota; Fungi; Ascomycota; Eurotiomycetes; Verrucariales; Verrucariaceae. The record is from RefSeq and is a predicted model, not a curated record. The transcript has a single exon. The coding region runs from base 1 to 1464 and encodes 487 amino acids.